AUGACACAAGCACACAGCUGCGGAAGAAACUGGCAGCAGGAUGCCGGGCUUGAUGGUGAGAGGAGCAACGAGCAGAGACCGCCUCAAAGAGGUCGCAGCGCGGGUAGACACGAGAGGCAUAUAAAAGAGUGCCGGAGGGCCGAGGUGGGCAGUCUGACGGACUGUCGACAUCAGGGGACGCAGCAGACAGCCACCAAGAUGAAAAGAUGCAUAAAGUAUUCUUGUAACAUCAACCGCCCGGAAACGAAGCUGACGCACCAUUUCAACCGGAUCCGCAGGAAACACAGCCGGGGUGCUCUGCUUCUGAUUUCGAAUAAUAUUUCGCCUUUUCGGCUGAAAACAGAUGUUUUAGAGGACCGUGUCUAUGCGCCACCCAGUGAUUCAGCCGCAGGAGCAGGUUUCUCAGUGAGGCCAGGGACGUCUGCAGCCCUUACGACAAAAAACCGCCCCCGCGGGCAACUCGAACGGUACGAGUCAGAGUCGCAUCAGCAGCAGCAUAUUGCUGCACCUGAGGCGGGGGAAUGCAGCACGUAUGACAGGAGCCCCCACCGCAGCCACGGAGCAUCGGAAGAAGUCAGCGCAGCAGCGGCUGAGCACACACAACAUACACGUUCAAGGCUAGAGAGCGCUGGAAAGUCGCGCGCAAAACAAACGACGUCCCCGCUGCUGAGAGACAGAAAUGAAGUGGAGAUUGUGAGAGAUAUUAUACGAAUUACAUUAGAAUGCAAACGCUUCAUGCAGCCAUGUGAUGGAAUGCCAGUCCGGCUUCCGGAGUCCCUCGUACACGCAGAAAUGUAUGCUCGAAUUAUUUUCACCAGCGUACGGGUCGUGCGGACAGUGCAGUACAGCUGCGUUCCACGCUUCGCGUUCCAGGGGCUGGCCAGUCAGUACAAUACCCACCACGUAAACUGCACCUCGGUGCACCUUAGUGGAGGGCCCAACAGAACCUGGCGCAGCCGGAGUCAGAAAGCCCUGUAUACGAUGCUAGCACAAGGCAAACGAGUACCGCGCGAGAAGACUUCUAGCACGUAA
Molecule: messenger RNA, 1032 nt
Organism: Rangifer tarandus platyrhynchus (Svalbard reindeer)
Lineage: Eukaryota; Metazoa; Chordata; Mammalia; Artiodactyla; Cervidae
Source: the annotation of a GenBank genome assembly